CUGAGGUCAUUCUUCCGCGACCGAGCGAGACCGGCGGUUCCGUGCGGCGACCGGCGUCUCUCCGGCGGGAAACCCGAGAGUGGCAGCUCCGCGCCUGCAGUUUCUGGUGUGAGAGGGAAAGGGAAGGCGGCGAGAUGACCGACCGCUACACCAUCCACAGCCAGCUGGAGCACCUGCAGUCCAAGUACAUCGGCACGGGCCACGCCGACACCACCAAGUGGGAAUGGCUGGUGAACCAGCACCGCGACUCCUACUGCUCCUACAUGGGCCACUUCGACCUUCUCAACUACUUCGCCAUCGCCGAGAACGAGAGCAAGGCCCGAGUCCGCUUCAACUUGAUGGAGAAGAUGCUGCAGCCCUGCGGGCCGCCGGCCGACAAGCCGGAGGAGAACUGAGGCCUCGGCCUGGCCGCCGCCGGACGCCCGCCUCCCUCCCCGCCUUCUGCCUUCCGCCUCCGCUGCCGUCCCUGCCUCGUCCUGCUUCCCGCGGACCGAUUCUCCUGUCUACCUGCUCCUGGGGACCCCGGAACUCGACAUUGAGAGGCGUCGGCAUCCCUGAGAGCGGCGUGCGUGGAGACCUCGCCCCGACCGCAAAGACUUAGGGAAGAUGGCACUGGAGUGAGGGACUUGGAAACUUCGUUUUGGGUUACUCAGUUAUCGUUGUUGUUUCGUACAUAAAAGUCUAGAAUUUCUCCAGUC
Molecule: messenger RNA, 698 nt
Organism: Perognathus longimembris pacificus (Pacific pocket mouse)
Lineage: Eukaryota; Metazoa; Chordata; Mammalia; Rodentia; Heteromyidae
Gene: Sf3b5
Product: splicing factor 3b subunit 5
Exons: 1
Coding region: 135-395 (86 amino acids)
Biological process (GO): mRNA splicing, via spliceosome
Cellular component (GO): precatalytic spliceosome; U2 snRNP
Source: RefSeq, a predicted model, not a curated record